Messenger RNA from Erythranthe guttata (spotted monkey flower), 1200 nucleotides. RefSeq names its product 3'-5'-exoribonuclease family protein. Gene Ontology annotation, cellular component: cytoplasmic exosome (RNase complex); nuclear exosome (RNase complex). The record is from RefSeq and is a predicted model, not a curated record. Gene Ontology annotation, molecular function: mRNA 3'-UTR AU-rich region binding. Gene Ontology annotation, biological process: exonucleolytic trimming to generate mature 3'-end of 5.8S rRNA from tricistronic rRNA transcript (SSU-rRNA, 5.8S rRNA, LSU-rRNA); rRNA catabolic process; nuclear polyadenylation-dependent rRNA catabolic process. NCBI's taxonomy places the organism in Eukaryota, Viridiplantae, Streptophyta, Magnoliopsida, Lamiales, Phrymaceae.
CGCUCCCGACGCCGACGCCGACGCCGACGCGACGGUUGUCUUCCACCGGCGGUAGCUUCCCAGCCAGCUUGCUCCGGAUUGCUUAAAAGAAUCCUUAUGGUGGGACUUUCCCUAGGAGAGCAAAACUUCAUAAAGGGCGGAAUUGCUCAGGAUUUGCGUACCGAUGGUCGGAAACGAUUAACUUACCGCCCCAUUUUCGUCGAAACCGGUAUCAUUCCUCAGGCAAGUGGCUCAGCACGAGUGAAGUUGGGUGGAACAGAUGUUAUUGCCAGCGUAAAGGCUGAGCUUGGAAGGCCGAAUCCGUCACAUCCCGACAAAGGAAAAGUUUCGAUAUAUGUUGAUUGCAGCCCCACAGCUGAACCAACUUUUGAGGGCAGAGGGGGUGAGGAAUUAUCCACAGAGCUCUCGUCAGCGCUUCAGAGAUGUUUGUUAGGUGGUAAAAGUGGAUCAGGAGCUGGGAUCGAUCUUUCGUCUCUAUCCAUUGUUCAGGGGAAGGUCUGUUGGGAUCUUUACAUAGAUGGUCUCGUCGUUAGUUCAGACGGUAAUUUGUUGGACGCGUUGGGAGCUGCCAUUAAGGCAGCACUAAGCAACACAGCUAUUCCAAAAGUCCAAGUUGCUGCUAAUGCCUCUGCCGAUCAGCAGCCAGAGGUUGAUGUGAGUGACGAAGAAUUUCUACAGUUCGACACAACUGCAGUCCCUGUUAUAGUUACUUUAACCAAGGUGGGGAGGCAUUAUAUUGUAGAUGCAACUACAGAAGAGGAGUCGCAAAUGAGUUCGGCUAUUUCGGUUUCUAUAAACAGGCAAGGUGGAAUAUGCGGUUUAACGAAAAGGGGUGGUGCUGGGCUCGAUCCAAGCAUUAUACUCGACAUGAUAUCUGUUUCUAAACAUGUGAGUGAGCAGUUGAUGAACAAAUUGGAUUCGGAAAUCGCUGCAGCCGAGGCUUGUGAUGAAGAUGAUGAAAUGGAUUCUUAGUACUUCCGUUUUUUUCGUUUUAGUUUUCUCGGGACAACUAGGUUUAUCUUGCUUUAACAGUAUUUUCUUGAGCUUUGUGGGAAAUAUAAUAGAUUGCGUUUUUAUGAAUUCUUCACUCCAAUCAAUUGUAACGACUGCAGAUUCAAUUUUACGUUCGAUGUUGUAGUUCGCCAAUGUAGAAAAUGAUUGGGUCGAUGUCGAUUUUAAUUGAAAUGACAGUAUUGCCCA